UCUCUGCGCACCCGGCAGAGAGGGAGGAAGCGCCAGCGGGAGGGAUACGCGCACGCGCCUCGGCGACACUCGCGCGCACUCCGGACACGGUGGUGGAAGAAAGAAGCGUCCUCGCCUCGUCAGGUUUGGAUGAGCUACCUCCAGAAGUCGUGACCGAGGGGCGAGAGACACACACCCACACAACACACCCCACCCCCGCCCCGCCCCCACCCGUCAGCCAUGCCGCCGCCGGCAGACAUCGUGAAGGUGGCCAUCGAGUGGCCGGGGGCCUUUCCCAAGCUCAUGGAGAUCGACCAGAAAAAGCCUCUCUCCGCCAUCAUCAAGGAAGUGUGUGAGGGGUGGUCCUUGGGGAACCACGAAAACUUUGCCCUGCAGAUUGCUGAUGCCACAAAUUUCUACAUCACAGAAAAGAACCGCAAUGACAUCAAGAAUGGGUCCAUCCUGCGCCUGACCACCUCUCCUUACCAGACUGCGGUCCAGCUCCACGAACGGAUCCAGUCGUCCAGCAUGGACGCCAAGCUGGAGUCUCUGAAGGACCUGGCCAGUGCGUCGAGGGACAUCACCUUCGCACAGGAGUUCAUCAACCUCGACGGCAUCUCCCUGCUCACUCUGAUGGUGGAGAGUGGGACCGAACGCUAUCAGAAACUACAGAAGAUAAUGAAGCCCUGUUUCGGCGACCUGCUGUCCUUCACUCUGACGGCCUUUGUGGAGCUGAUGGACCACGGCAUUGUCUCCUGGGACACUUUCUCUGUGGCCUUCAUCAAGAAGAUCGCCAGCUACGUGAACAAGUCGGCCAUGGACACGGCCGUGCUGCAGCGCUCCCUGGCCAUCCUGGAGUCCAUUGUGCUCAACAGUCAGGAUCUUUACCACAAGGUGGCGCAGGAGAUCACCAUCGGGCAGCUCAUCCCACAUCUCCAAGGGACUGAUCAAGACAUCCAGACCUACACUAUUGCUGUCAUCAACGCACUCUUUCUCAAAGCUCCCGAGGACAAGAGACAGGUUGAUGAGCACAUUGUGGACAUCCUAAAUUGUCCCCUAACAGAGAUGGCCCAUAUUCUCGCCCAGAAGCAGCUGCGCUCCAUCAUUCUCAGUAACGUGAUCCGGAGCCCCACAGCCAUCAACGCCGAGAUGGCCCACCAAUUGUACGUCCUGCAGGUGCUCACCUUCAACCUGCUGGAGGACCGCAUGAUGACCAAGAUGGAUCCCCAGGACCAGGCUCAGAGGGACAUCAUCUUUGAGCUGCGGAGAAUCGCCUUCGACGUGGAGUGCGAGCCCAACAACAGCGGCAGCAUCGAGAAGCGCAAGUCCAUGUACACCCGCGACUACAAGAAGCUCGGCUUCAUCAACCACGUGAAUCCAGCUGUGGAUUUCACCCAGAUCCCUCCGGGCAUGCUGGCUCUAGAUAACAUGUUGUAUUUUGCCAGACACCACCAGGACGCCUACAUCAGGAUCGUCCUGGAGAACAGCAGUCGAGAAGACAAGCACGAGUGUCCGUUUGGCCGCAGCAGCAUCGAGCUGACCAAGAUGCUCUGUGAGAUUCUCAAAGUCGGCGAGCUACCCAGUGAAAACUGCCCCGAAUUUCACCCAAUGUUCUUCACCCACGAUCGCUCCUUUGAGGAAUUCUUCUGCAUCUGCAUCCAGCUGCUCAACAAAACCUGGAAGGAGAUGAGAGCCACGAGUGAAGACUUCAACAAGGUAAUGCAGGUGGUGAGGGAGCAGAUCAUGCGAGCGCUGACUGUCAAGCCUAAUUCCCUGGACCAGUUCAAGAGUCGCCUGCAGAACCUGAGCUACACAGAGAUCCUGAAGAUACGCCAGUCCGAAAGGAUGAAUCAGGAAGACUUCCAGUCCCGCCCCAUCCUGGAGCUGAGGGAGAAGAUCCAGCCCGAGAUCAUGGAGUUGAUAAAGCAGCAGAGGCUCAACAGGUUGUGCGAUGGAACCUGCUUCCGUAAAAUCAGUAGCCGCAGGAGGCAAGAUAAGUUUUGGUAUUGCCGUCUGUCUCCGAACCAUAAAGUCCUGCACUACGGAGAUCUGGAAGAGAGCCCUCAGGGCGAAGUGGCCCACGACUCUUUACAGGACAAACUGCCUGUGGCUGAUAUCAAAGCUGUUAUCACCGGAAAAGACUGUCCUCACAUGAAGGAGAAGGGAGCCCUGAAGCAAAACAAGGAGGUGUUGGAGCUGGCCUUCUCUGUCCUCUAUGAGUCGGACGAGUAUUUAAACUUCAUUGCUCCUGACAAGCAUGAGUACUGCAUGUGGACAGAUGGUCUGAACGCCCUCCUGGGUAAGGAGAUGACCAGCGAAUACACCAAAUCCGACAUGGACACCUUGCUCAACAUGGAGAUGAAGCUCCGGCUCUUGGAUCUAGAGAACAUCCAGAUCCCCGAGGCCCCGCCCCCCAUUCCCAAAGAACCUAGCAACUACGACUUUGUUUACGACUGUAACUAGAAGAACAACCCCCAUGAGCCCAAACCUACCCAGCACCUACUGUACUCCCUCCAACCAAUUCCCCUUUCUUAUAAACUGGAACAAAUUGAAAAAAAAAAAAGAUGUAAUGUAAAAGAUGAACUGUGACUAAACGAAAAAGGAUCUAUUGAACUAUUUUCCUCUUCUUUGCGUUUGGCUAGACCUUUCCAAGAGAGACCACGGUGCAUAGUAACAGGCUCGCUGCGCUAGAGGGGACUCUGGUUUCGAUGCAGAGUCCUCAGGUUGCCAUGGAGAAUAUUUUUCGCCUGUCGUUCGGUCGUCCUCCGUCUCUUUCGGCACUCUGCGUCUUUCCGCGUCUGCUGUUUUGAGACGUUCUCCUCCUUCUCCUCGACCGGAGGCGCCUGCAGUCCUUAUUGCAGAUUGUGGUAGACCAAUGUUAGAAACGUAUCUUCCUUGUUGUCCUUUUUUAUGUUUACUUCCCUCAGGGCUUCUUGGGAGGGAUGGAUGAUGGCCGCGUAGCUCGGAGAGGAAGGGGUUUGUGUUUUGUUGUCACCUUUUCAGCAGUAUUUCCUGUCACAUUCUCACAUACAGUAUUUGUGGCAGCUAAAUGUUUUCCAAGAGGCGGAUUAAAGUACAAUUUAAAAUAUUCUCUAAUAUCCGCUCUGUCCUGCUACGCAUUUACUGAAGACUGUUAGAAUAAGUCAAUUCUCUAAAUGAAGGCACUGUACAUUAGUAAAGAACGUUUCUUUUAAAGAGUAAAAUGUUGACGUUGCUGUUCCACUGCUGCUUAUUGCAUAUUGUACACAACUACAGAGUUGCUUUGCCAAAUACAAUCUUAGAAGCGGCACCAUUGUGAAAACCCAAACAAACACACUCGUCUCUCCCCCGUUUGUCUCUCUCGUCGUGAUAACUGCUGUACACAACAUUCCGAAGCAAUAUUUGAGCUUUUUUUUUUGUUCAUCAUUUUUUUAAAUGGUCCUAAUUUAGGGAUUUUAAAGUUGUGAAUCUGCCUAAUUGAGUUAGUAUUGCAAAGGAGAUGUUAUUGUUUGGUCAAGGGAAGUUGUCUUUUCUUUGUGUGUUCAGGAGUAUACAGCCACAGAAUUGAACGCUUUUUUUAUUUUUUUUAUUUAAACAGAUCAUGGUUUUAUUCUAGUAUGAUUCAUAUAUUUUCCCCUGCCUAUUUAAUACCUUCAGAUGUUUUUCUUUUAGGAUUUUUCCAAGCCCCUCAAAACUGCUGUUUACAUUAAAGAUUUAAGAACUGUAACUACUUUU
Molecule: messenger RNA, 3693 nt
Organism: Gasterosteus aculeatus aculeatus (three-spined stickleback)
Lineage: Eukaryota; Metazoa; Chordata; Actinopteri; Perciformes; Gasterosteidae
Gene: elmo1
Product: engulfment and cell motility 1 (ced-12 homolog, C. elegans)
Biological process (GO): cell motility; actin filament organization
Cellular component (GO): plasma membrane; guanyl-nucleotide exchange factor complex
Source: RefSeq, a predicted model, not a curated record